Molecule: messenger RNA, 1889 nt
Organism: Leptopilina heterotoma
Lineage: Eukaryota; Metazoa; Arthropoda; Insecta; Hymenoptera; Figitidae
Gene: Imd
Exons: 4
Coding region: 685-1479 (264 amino acids)
Biological process (GO): signal transduction
Molecular function (GO): protein binding
Source: RefSeq, a predicted model, not a curated record
AGAACAUAAAUAUAUUUGUUUCCUUUUCUACAAAAAUCAUUCUUGGCCUUCAGAAAAGACUUUGAUGAUAACUUUAUUAUUUAUGUCAGAGACGGAUUGUUAGGUUUCCAAGUUUGUGGUGAAAAUUUGUUAGUAAUAAGGAUAAACAUUGGUAGAUGUGCAAUUUUAAAGAAUCAUUUAUGUAUUAAACAUUUACCAAAUUAUUUUACUUUUACGACUUAACAAAUGGUUUGCAUAAUUUUCUUUACAGUCAAAUUAACUUUACGUGCCAUUGAAUAACAUGUGGAUUCGUAUGAUAUGAUGAUAUAUUGUAUUACUAUACACAGAUAUAUAAACGUAUACAUAUAUGUAUAUCUCUUUUUUUGUUCCGAUAAAAAGACCAUAAUGUAUUAGUGUCGUUUAGAGUUGAAUAGUUGUCAAGAAAUCAAGUUGCAGCAACCAGUACACAAGCAACAAAUAUUGGAUCCAUUAUUAAUCUUGCAGUUUUCAUUGCGUAUACGCAUUAUCAUCAUUAUCUGUUUCCAUACAACAAAGAAAGAAAAUUUAAAAUUCACCUGUUGCUAUAGUGACACUGAGAAUUCAACUGCGAAUUUAUUAAGAUUGAAGCAAGGUGCGGCAUAUAAUACCAAAAAAAAGAGGUUUCAAAGAGGAACCUAGUGUAAAAGUUAAUUAUCUUAUAAAAAAAUGUCAUUUCUUUCAAAUUUGAAAGACAAAUUUGAAAAUGUACUUACUGUAGACGCUACGCCAACGACCCCUCGAACGCCUGCUGAAGAUGAUCUUCUUGAUCUAUUUGAUAUAAAUGGAUCUCCACUCUCAAAAAUUUCUGGAAGUGGAUCAUCUGUUUUCACACCAACUACAGAACAGUCUCGACAAUCUGCAUGUGAAUUUGAAGCGACCUCGGAUAUUAAAUUUCCGUGUGGUAAAGGCAAAUAUCCGGAAGAUGACGUGAACACCGAUUCCGGACAAGAGAAAAAAAACAAUGGGUAUAAAAAGAAACAUAAAUCAAGAGCGAAAAAUCAGAGUGGUGUAAAUUACAACAUAAUUAAUUCAAGUGAUGUAAGAAUAUGUCCGAAAACGAGUUUCAUUUGUAAUAUAAAUCAACAUAUAAACGCAACAAGCAGUUUUUCACAAAAAUCAAAAGCAGUAAAGUCAAUGCCAAUUAGUAUAAGAGAUCUCAGUGAAUGUCAAGAAGAAAUCUCCCAAAAAGAUAUACUUUUAAUAAAAGAGCAUUUGGGGUCUGGCUGGAGAGACGUUGCAAAAAAAUUAAAUUAUUCUGAUGGGCAACUUGAACAAUUUCAAGAGAAUUUCAGUAGUAGAGGUUUAGAUGAGAUUAUCUAUCAAUUUCUAUUGGACUGGAAACGAGCAAAUUCAAAGGAUGCAAAAUUAGGAAUUCUUGUUAUUGCAAUGUGGUCAAGUCAUCAGUACGAAUGCGUUAAGGAAAUUGAAAAAAGUCGCAGAAAAUCCUCCAAAGUGUUUUGAUGAAAAAGCGUUUGAGUUGGGACUGGAGAAAUCAUUGUCACUCUCUCAUUGCUUCUUUUAUAUGCUCAAAAUACUCUAUCGAUAUAGAGACUGCCUCCGUUAUUAGUGUCAAUGUAAAUAUCAUUGAUUGCGGAUUAAUCAUCAUCAUAAAAUAAAUAAGAGAAUAACUUGAACUUCUCUGUCACUCUCAAUGAUUAAAUUCUGGAAAUUACGUUUACUUUUGCUUAAAUGAAUUAGUUAAGGGAUAAAUAUAUGUAAAUAAUAUAGUUUAUUACUCGAGGUUAAUUUAUAGAGUUUACUGUUAAAUGUUAUGUUGUGAUGAAUACAUGUUUGCUCUUUAUGUAUUUGAAAUAGAUUUAAUAACAAAAACAUUUUGUAAAAUAUAAUAAAUAAAAAGAAUUUGUUUUUCA